Molecule: messenger RNA, 2160 nt
Organism: Tetranychus urticae (two-spotted spider mite)
Lineage: Eukaryota; Metazoa; Arthropoda; Arachnida; Trombidiformes; Tetranychidae
Product: neurensin-1
Biological process (GO): nervous system development
Cellular component (GO): neuron projection; transport vesicle; neuronal cell body
Source: RefSeq, a predicted model, not a curated record
UUUACCAGUUUUUGCCAUUUGUGCAUAAAUGUUAUAAUUGUGUAAUUGUGUCUUUUUAUAAUAGUAUCAACCAAAAAUUGAGGAAAGUUUUCAUUACAUUGACUUGAAUUGGCCGCCAUUCAUGGAGUUUGCUCCAACUCUGAGUUCUGAGUCGAGAGAAUCAAAUUAUCGUUAAUGCAGUUUCUCUGUUAUCUGUUUUUAUCCUUUACCUUGAACCAGAAGAGAAUAGGAAAUAUUUCUGUCAGGGAUUGAGAGAACCAAAGAGCUAUCUGGAGUUGGUUAGAGGAAUGUUUCAACUCCAAACAAGUCCAUUAAAGGUCAUCUGUGAUAGAAAAGAACAAUUUAAAGUACAGUUUGAGUGAUUGUUUUUAAUUCAACCAAAAGGGAUCCAAUCCAAAGUAAAUUAUUUAAUUAUAAACCAGUGGUCGUCAAAUCAAACAUAAUAACAGUUAAUAUUUCUAAAUUUAUAUUCACUUCAACAUCUACCCUGUUGAGAUCAACCGUAUAACCUGUAAUGGUACAAACAGAUAUCAAGGAAUAAACUCUUUGAAUUUCUGUCUUAAUUUAUUUUCAACUCUAUUCAAAACCAUCAAUAUUGUAAUUACUCAGUGCUUUUUACAUAACCGUCAUUUCAUCUAACUGACAACCAAAGUGAUCCUGUGAAUAUAUGACUCUCGAUUUAGUGUUAAACCAUAAAUUGUCGGAUUGAUAUAACACACAAUUGUUGGUUCAAUUGGUUAAUCAAAUGGGUGAAAAUACGGAUACAGUUAAUAUCCAGGAUAACUCAAAGCCAUCCUUUUUUGGUGUUAGAUCUUACAUUCACCAUUUCUAUGAGCCAGUAACAGAUGGGUUUAAAAGUGAUUCUGAUGAAUCUGACGAAUCAAGAUACCUGAUUGCUCCCAAGAAGCACAGAAGAGCACCCAAAAUUUGGAAAUUUGCUUUCUGGUUUGGUUUUAUUCUGUUGAUAACUGGCUCUUUUAUACUCAUCAUUGCAUAUGGAUAUCCUAGAAAGCAAGUUGUCAUUGCCCGAGAAGAUGAGAUGAGAAUAAUUGACCCCGUAGCUGCGGACUUUAACAAGAAACUUGAACUGGGCAAAAUAGUUGGAUUAGCAGUAUUUUGCUGCGGCGGUUCUCUUUUGGCACUGACGCUUCUUCUUCCCAGUCUUGUCGGAGUCUCUUGUUUAGACGAAGAGGAUGAUGACGAUGCUACUCCUUUCAAAGUAACUGUUUCCGAAGUAGUGCAUGCUGGUGACCCUAAAAGUGAUUCAAAUGAUUUGGAUUCUCGGAUUCCGGCUACUGAAAAGGUUACAAGUGUUCAACCAUCUCGAGAAGAGGCCGAGUCAGUUGUUACAGAAUCCGGGUUAACUCAGAUGAAAGGUUGAAUACUGUUAGGUGAACACAUUUUUUAAGAAGGACAGAAAAAAAGAGAAAAUUUUAAAAGCCAAAGUCAGUUGAUUCAAGUUUUUACUCGUGGUCUUUUGCCUUUAUCCUUUUUAUUUUACCUUUGUUGAUCAACACAUCAAAUCCUCAUAUCGACUUAUAUUUCCUGCUAUUUUCAUCAUUUUGCUGUCACAACAAGAAAAGUAUAAAAUUUGCUCAUGGAGUUUGAAGGUUUCGUUAUGUUUAACCAUUUUCAAGGUUCAGUUUUUCCUGAUGGGUUCAUGUAAUCAAAGCUUUUUGAUGUGUUGCAUCAGUUGCUGUAAAAUUACUCAGACAAUUUUGAAACCUUUAAAAUUGCAGUAUUUUUUAUUUGCUCGAUUCAUGGAAUGUUGACCAAAAAGUUAUCACUUUAAUUGGAUAAACUUUAUUUGAAUCUUCAAAAGCAUGUUUGGAAAUACCACGAAUUAAUGUAAAGUUCAACAAGCAAGCCUCGAUCUCAAAAGUAAUGGAUUAGUAAUUUAUAAAGUCAUUGUAAUUUUACCUACCGACUUGAACUAACAAAGUUAUCGGCCAUAAUAUUUGGAUUGGUCAUUGUGAUUGCAAGAUGUCGAAAGUCAAUUUUAAAGCUAACGAAAUGCCUCGUUCACUUUGUAAUAUUAAUACAUCAAUGUAAAAAAAUUGAAGUUCAAUCAUUGUUAAGAAAUGUCUGUUUAACAUAACUUUCCAAGGGAAUGAAAAAUGUUUCUUGGUGUGGCAGUAAAUUAACUUAUUUGAUAACAAA